AUGACGUCGUCGAAUGAUACUAGCAGCAAGACUCAAGUCACCAGAUCGCUCUCUGUCGCCGCUUUUGUUCUCGAGCGCACUGCCGACUCUUGGGCCACUGUUCAGCAGAUUAUUGGCCUUCCUGAAGCCCUAUACGUAGUCGGGAAAACACUGCCUAUUUUACCUAUACUUCUCAAGUCCUUAGAAUCUUCCAUUAAGAGCAGUGAGGAGACGAAAGACUUAAAAGAGAACUUUGCAGCUGUAUAUCGGUUUGCCGAGUUAUCCCAGCAACAGGCUAAAUAUUUCGAUGCCAUAUUCGAUGCUAUAUCAACCGCCGACAACCACAACACUAAAGAAGAAAAGUAUCGCAUCGCAGCAGAGAAGUAUGGCAGAAAGCCCAUAGAGGCCAUUUUGAAGGAUUUGUUGCAGCGAGCAGCAAGUUUGGCGACUGAGUUAGUGGCGGAUGAAGACUUGAAAUCGUCGUUACAAGCGGCUUACGACGAAGUGGCCAAGCUGACGCCGUCUUUGCCAGAAGUUCCAAAGGGAGCUGUGUCUGUUAACAAUUAUGGGGAUGGUACCCAGUUCUAUCAUGGUGGAGAGGGGAACCAAAAUCACAAUGCAGGAGGAGGGCACCAGUACAACGGGAAUGAUUGUACCUUCCACGUAGCGCAACCAGCUCAGGGUUAG
Messenger RNA from Trichoderma breve, 666 nucleotides. RefSeq lists its product as uncharacterized. The coding region runs from base 1 to 666 and encodes 221 amino acids. The transcript has a single exon. NCBI's taxonomy places the organism in Eukaryota, Fungi, Ascomycota, Sordariomycetes, Hypocreales, Hypocreaceae. The record is from RefSeq and is a predicted model, not a curated record.